Messenger RNA from Ambispora leptoticha, 1203 nucleotides. NCBI's taxonomy places the organism in Eukaryota, Fungi, Glomeromycota, Glomeromycetes, Archaeosporales, Ambisporaceae. The record is from the annotation of a GenBank genome assembly.
AUGGGCAAACAGCGAAAUUCUAGAGCUAAAGAACGACGUCACGAUCCCUUACAUGUUCAACUAGAAGACGCAGAAAAGUUGCCAACGAAGCCACCUCGUGCAAAAUUUGCUAAAAGAAAUCAAAAAGAAGAAAAAGAGGAUGAAUAUAUCGAACCGAGAUUGUCGCGCAAAAUCUUGGAAAUUGCUCAAGAACAGCAGGAGGAAUUACACGAAGACGACUCUGAUCAGUUAGAUGAUGAUACUGAUGAUAACGAAAGAAAAGAAUUGGAAAUAGAUGAAGCGGAUCAAGAGAUAAUACAUAAAUUCAUGCCAAGUGGAAAGCAAAAAGAGAAACUAACUUUAGCUGAUAUUAUUAUGGGAAAAAUCGACGAGAAAAAUGCAAAAGCAAAAAAAAAGGUCUCGCAAGGAAAACAAAUAGAUCCUAAAAUCGUUGAAGUGUACACAAAAGUCGGAACAUUAUUAAGCCGAUACAAAUCCGGUAAACUCCCAAAAGCUUUCAAAAUCAUACCCUCGUUAUCGAACUGGGAAGAUAUUUUGUAUCUUACGCGUCCAGAGAAUUGGUCGGCUAAUGCCACAUAUCAGGCAACCAGAAUAUUUGCAUCUGUGAAGCCAAAACAAGCGCAAAGAUUUUUCGAUUUGGUAUUAUUAGAAAAAACACGCGAGGAUAUCCACGAAAAUAAGAAACUCAACUACCAUCUUUACAUGGCUCUAAAAAAGGCGCUGUAUAAACCAGCGGGCUUUUUCAAAGGAAUACUGUUUCCCUUGUGUGAGUCUGGCACGUGCACGCUAAAAGAAGCCGCAAUAAUCGGCAGCGUGAUUGCAAAGGUCAGUAUCCCCGUAUUACAUUCAUCGGCAGCGUUAUUACGUCUCGCGGAGAUGGAUUACAGCGGGCCGAACAGCUUGUUUAUUCGCAUACUACUUGAUAAAAAGUACGCGUUGCCAUAUAAAGUGGUGGACGCGUUGGUGUUUCAUUUUCUGCAGUUCAAAAAGGAUGAACGUGUGAUGCCUGUUUUGUGGCAUCAAUCGCUUUUGGUAUUUGCACAGAGGUAUAAACAAGACCUUACCCCGGAGCAAAAAGAAGCUUUACUCGAUUUACUGAAAUACAAGACUCAUAAUUUGAUCACGCCUGAAAUUCGUAGAGAGAUAGUGAAUUCUGUGGCGCGUGGUGAAAUGUUGUAUGAUAUUGAGAUGAAUGAUGUGUAG